Molecule: messenger RNA, 1241 nt
Organism: Momordica charantia (bitter melon)
Lineage: Eukaryota; Viridiplantae; Streptophyta; Magnoliopsida; Cucurbitales; Cucurbitaceae
Product: calmodulin-like protein 3
Molecular function (GO): calcium ion binding
Source: RefSeq, a predicted model, not a curated record
GCAGCACGCUCACACAAUGACACCAAAGGCGAAGAAGAAGUGAAGAACCUUUUUUCAAAAUGUUGAGCGAAAAUGGAGCUUUAAAAAAAAUACACGCCACGCGGUUUGUGGGAUCCAAAAAGCAGAUUCAAAACCGCGUUUUCUUCAAGUUUUUCUUCCAGUCCCCGCCUUUAAAACCCUCUCCUCCAACCCAACCCAACAAAUUUCCCCAAUCUCAAUCAAUUCUCUCUCCAUUUUCUUCUCCAACAAUGGAAUCGCAAUCCAUGAUGAACAUUCUGUUAUUGGCAGUUUUGUUCGUUGCAGGCCUCGUCAAUUUCCUCGUGUAUUUCCCCACCAAGCGAUUCUCCGCCUGGCUCAAACAGAGCCCUACAAAGCCCGCCGCCGUCGCCGCCGCCGUCGCCCCCCCACAGCCGCCGACGGAGCUGAGGAAGAUAUUCCGGACAUUUGACAAGAACAACGACGGCUACAUAACCAGAAAGGAGCUGACGGAAUCGCUGAGAAACUGGAUCGCAGAGAGGGAGGCAGAGGAAUUGUUCGAAGGGGUGGACGAAAAUGGAGAUGGGCUGAUCGAUUUCGAGGAGUUCUGUGUUCUGGCGGAGAAAUUGAGGAAGGAGAAAGAGGAGGAAGAAGAAGAUGAUGAUGAGGAACUGAGAGAGGCUUUUGGAGUGUUUGAUAAGGACAAAGAUGGGGUGAUUUCUGUGGAGGAAUUGGGAUUGGUUCUGUCAUGUUUGGGGCUCAAGGAAGGGAAAAUGGCUGAGAAUUGCAGGGAGAUGAUCAGGAAAGUGGAUUUGGAUGGAGAUGGAAUGGUCAAUUUUGAGGAGUUUAAGAGGAUGAUGAGAAAUGGGGGAACUGGAACUUCCAUUUUCCCAAAAUCUUGAAUCUCUCUCUCUCUAAAACAGGCUAGUUUUCUACUGAUUUUUAGGAGUAAUGGUUGUGUUUUGUUCUCUAUGAAAUUUGUUUUUGUGAAACUAAUUGUAUAAAUGGGGAUUUUUACCAAUGAUAUAGAAGUUUUGUGCAAAUGGGUUUAUGGAAAUUUUGCCUCUCAGAAGUGAAGAAGAUUGUUGAGGUGAUGUAUGAUUUUGGCUUCAGAUUUCAUUUAUGGAAGAAGGAAGAAAGACUCGAUUGUAGAUAGGGAGCUUGAGCCAUGUCUUUUUAGGAAUUUACACAAAAAGAAAUUUUUUUUUUUUAAUAUAUACCAAAUUGAAUUUAUAACUCAAUUAAAGCAAAAUUGUUGUCUUCAA